This is a messenger RNA of Chlorocebus sabaeus (green monkey), 946 nucleotides long. RefSeq names its product apolipoprotein C4 (gene APOC4). Gene Ontology annotation, biological process: positive regulation of triglyceride storage; triglyceride homeostasis. Gene Ontology annotation, cellular component: high-density lipoprotein particle; very-low-density lipoprotein particle. NCBI's taxonomy places the organism in Eukaryota, Metazoa, Chordata, Mammalia, Primates, Cercopithecidae. The record is from RefSeq and is a predicted model, not a curated record.
GGGAGGUGAGGGUGCUGAAUGGUAAAGGGCUUUGGGGCUAAGGGAAGUGCCCGGGACCCCACCUGACCCCAACGCCCACGGGCCAGGGACAGAGGAGAAAAACCUGGGUGGGCAGAAGGAGGCAGGCUCAGGAGGAGAGAGAUCAACAUCAACCUGCCCCGCCCCCUCCCCAGCCUGAUAAAGGUCCUGCUGGUGGUACAGGACCUCCCAACCGAGCCCUCCAGCAAGGAGUCAGGUUGGUGCUGAGUGCUUGGGAGGGACACCAGCCUCCACUCUGCAAGAACUCAAAAAAAGGAGAUGAGGGGAUCCAGGGAGGGAGAAAGGGAGGCACGGAGGAGGGUGCUACUGAUCCCCUGCACCCCUCCCUCUGCCUUCAGAGUGCCCCUCCGGCCCCGCCAUGAGGCUCUUCCUGUCGCUCCUGGUGGUGGUUCUGUCGAUGGUCUUGGAAGCAUGCCAGUCAGAAGCCUAUGAAGGAACCCCCAGCCCCCCACCAAAGCUAAAGAUGAGUCACUGGAGCCUGGUGACGGGCAGGAUGAAGGAGCUGCUGGAGCCAGUGGUGAACAGGACCAGAGACAGGUGGCAGUGGUUCUGGAGCCCCAGCACCUUCCGGGGCUUCAUGCAGACGUACUAUGACGACCACCUCAGGGACCUGGGUCCGCGCACCAAGGCCUGGCUCCUCAAAUCCAAAGAAAGCCUCUUGAACAAGACCCACAGCCUGUGCCCCAGGAUUGUCUGUGGGGACAAGGACCAGGGUUAAAAUAUUCAUAAAAGCCAGGUGUGGUUGUGGCGGGUGCCUGUAGUCCCAGCGACUCAGGAGGCUGAGGUGGAAGGAUGGCUUGAGCCCAGGAGUCCGAGACCAGCCUGGGCAACACAGCGAGAUCCCUUGGGGGGAAACAAAAAGAAAUAAUAAAAGUUCAUACUUCUCCAAUAAAUAAAGUCUCACCUG